GCCUGCAUUUGGUCUUGUCCGAACUAAACCUACCACUAAUUUCAGCGAACCCCGUGACGAAGGAACAUCGGGUUCAACGAAGCGCGUUAAGCGGCACGUACACGACGACACUUCUACAACGCGAACUGUCACAGAAUAUCAGAACCCUGAGAGGACCCUGCCGACCACUCCUCGAGGACCAUCUUAUUAUGCUCCAGCCUCUGCAGCUCCUCGCUUUACUUCCAGGCUCCUCACCCCUACCAAAGCUUCCCUUGCCCGGACACAGAGUGCGCAGGCGACGAAAAUUUCCAGGAUGCCUUCCAUGCUGCGCACACCAGCAAUGAGACCACCAAAGACAGCGAAAUCUUUUGAGGACUCACUCAAGGAAGGAUUUCGCAAGACAAGCCACUCGUUACUCAGUAUGCCGGGUGUCAGAUCAAUUCUUCGUACGCCGAGUCGCAAGUUCUCCAAUGACCCGACGAAAAUUGCGGCAGGCACCCAUAUGUCCCCGCCUCCUGGACUAAACCUCGACGUAGAGCUCCCAAGAGUCCCCGUCACGGCACCUACUCGAAAGCAUGUCAAUUUUACAGCGAGCGCAGUUGCCAAAGACGAACAGCCGGCUACCCCUUCGCGGGAAGCCCCAGACCGAGCAGCAUCCGAGGUUCCACUACCAUCAACUGUUGCGUAUCCAACACUUCCCAAUGGGAACGGCUUCAACCUUCCUGACACAACUUCGGCGCGUAGGCUGACCGUGGGAGAUCAGCCGGGCAGUGGGCCUGGAAGCUUUACUUUUCGCUCUGAAAAGGCGGUGAACUUCGGCCCUGCUACCAACGGCCUGCAACGUUCGGGGGACCUGCCGAAGAUAGGCACCAUCAGACAUGUUAGAAGCAGCGAUGCGCACGAUAUGAAUGCGGAGACUGAAGGCGGAGGCAAGAAGCGCAAGUUGGAGGUGGUUGGUGAAGACUUUGACAAGGAGAACGAUCGUCAAGAGGAGGUCUCUCGGGCUAGCAAGAAAUUGAAGAGCAACUUGCACGCCGGUCCGAGGACUCCUGCCAGCAAACUUCCCCGGCGCCUCGACAAACGCGCGGGAUCACUCACGCCUGCUAGGCUGAACCUGCUGGCCACGCCUAAGAGGAGGUGUGGCUGAGGCGACUAGGACCGUAUUCAUCCACUCGAACUUCUCCUGCACUAUUUGGACGACCUACAACACCUCUAGUCGUGCAGAUCUCCGGCAUCGACCGCGACGUGCGAAACUCACCGCUAAAGUUAUCCAUGCGCAGCGACGGCGAACGGGAGUUCCUUGUGGGAAAUGUUUCUUUGCUUUGGCGUUUGGCUUACUAUAGGGUGGAAUAGUCUUGGGCAUUAGCGAAUGAUGGCGGACUCAUAAUGAAAAGCGACCAUAGUGUAUUGAAAGUUGGAAAUGGUGUAAACCGAGAAGAAAUUCACACAAGCUAGAAAUUCCUGUCGCAAUGCAAUGCCACGUCGUGUAACUGACUCCAUCUUCCCUGACCUUUCACAGUUUAUAAUGCGGCAAAUAUCACUGGGUUGUACGGUGGAACGGCUCUAUUUUUAGUAAAAGUAC
This is a messenger RNA of Mytilinidion resinicola, 1561 nucleotides long. RefSeq lists its product as uncharacterized. The transcript has a single exon. The record is from RefSeq and is a predicted model, not a curated record. NCBI's taxonomy places the organism in Eukaryota, Fungi, Ascomycota, Dothideomycetes, Mytilinidiales, Mytilinidiaceae. Bases 482 to 1126 code for a protein of 214 amino acids.